Molecule: messenger RNA, 1950 nt
Organism: Sclerotinia borealis F-4128
Lineage: Eukaryota; Fungi; Ascomycota; Leotiomycetes; Helotiales; Sclerotiniaceae
Source: the annotation of a GenBank genome assembly
AUGCCAAGAAUCGACGUAACCAACUCUAUCGGAUACAUAAUUGCAGACGAAGUCUUACACCUCGCAUACGACGGUGCUAAUGACCUCAUUCCCUCUCGAAUUCGUCGCUCGAGGCUCUUUAGAAGAUCCAGAGGAUCUCGAUCCGUCUCAGCAACAGAGACAGUAAUCCAUAAUCAAUCAAAGGGAGAAUCCUCGGACUCGUUCAGAUCUGAAGACCCCAUUUAUCACCAAGAAAAGGUCGAUAUCAAUAAUAAUUCAGUCUCAGAAACAGAGACUAUAAUCCACAAUCUACCAAAGGAAGCAUCUUUGGAAUCAACCAGAUCCGCAGACCCUGUUUACCACCAAGAAAAGGUUCAUAUCUUUCUGGAAAAGGAAAACGUCACCAUUACUCAACAGUCAGUCUCGGAAACAGAGACUAUCAUCCACAAUUUACCACAGGAAGCAUCUUUGGAAUCAAUCAAAUCCGAAGAUCAUGUUAAUCACCAAGAAAAGAUUCAUAUCUCUCAAAAGGACAGCGUUGCCAUUCUUCAAAAGUUGGCAGAGAUAGAGACUUUCAUCCAUAAUCUAUCAAAGGAAAAGUCUUUAGAAAUAGUUCAAUCCGAAGACCCCAUUAACCACCAAGAAAAGGUCGAUGUCUUCCCAGAGGAAAACGUCACCACUCAAAAGUCAGUCUCGAAAAUAGAGACUACAACUCAUAAUUCAUCAAAGGAAGGAUUCUUGGAAGCAGCCAUUUUCGAAGACCCUGUCUGUCACAACAUCUAUCAAGAGAAAAAGUUCUCUAACUCUCAAUAUUCACUCUCCAUCUACUCACAAGACGGGGUCGACGAGGUCGCCCUGACUCUAAAGACAAAGCAAAUCAACAGUUUGAAAGCACUACUCUACAACAAACAAUUGGAAACUGAAAGACUUCUCCGCGAAGCUGACGCCUUCCGCUUGGAGAAGUCACAGAAAUCGGUCUCCGAAACCGAAACUGUAAUUCAUAGUCCAUUGAAGGGAGAAUCCUCAGAUUCAGUCAUGUCUGAAAUUCCCAUCAAUGAGCCAAAGGUCAAACUCUCACGCCGCCAAAGGUGCCGAAACAAGUUUUACCACGUUAUGUCCUCUACUCAAGAGUUCAUUGCACCCCUUAAGGCAUUACACCCUAAGAACCGCCCAGAAAAGGGCUUUACAAAGCAACAGGCCAAAGAGGCCUUAGACGCUUUGGAGAACGCCCCAAUGUUCUUCAAAGCAGUACCUUUUGAAUCCACCGAAGAGGGUGAACAACCCAUCUUCUAUGGAUCUAAGCCCGUGGAGGAGAUAGCUCCACCUGCCCCAAAGAAUACUGAACCGGAAAGAUUCUCGGCCGAGGACUACAUCGGAAUUGUUCGGGAACUGGCCGAUGACUACCUCGGAGUUACCGGAUUUAACCCACGAACCGGUGUUUUGGAUUCAUCUGAGGAGCACGUGCUUCCAGUUCGCCGAGUCCGCUGGGCCAGCACUGAAAAAGGCUGGAACAGCAAACCGGUGGCCGAAACUCCAAUUGUCGCCCAGAAAGAGAAAAUGCCCAAAAUAGCCAGGGCCGAUGUCACUGAAAAAGGCUGGAACAGUAGACCGGUGACCGAAACUCCAAUUGUCGCCCGUAGAAAGAAAUUGCUCAAAAUAGCCAGGGCCAAUGUCACUGCCGAACCUCACCCGUUAUUGAAAAUGCUGCAAUUGCAAGAUCAGGUUCGAAAAGAACUGAGAUUGAAACAUGAGCAAGAAUUGAGAGAUCAUAUAUUGAAUGGUCAACCAUUGAAAGAGCAGGAGCCUAUUUUUUUAGGCAAAGGCAAACUCUACCCCACGCCCCGCUCUGCCUCGGGCUUCACCACACGCACUCCCACACGCACCACCAUUACUGGCAAAGAGAACAAGUCUACUCUGGAGCAGAUGGUUCGCUCGGCUUUCGACGGGUGGGAGGAUUCGGACGAAGAGUAG